This is a messenger RNA of Phragmites australis (common reed), 1729 nucleotides long. Its product is annotated as glycylpeptide N-tetradecanoyltransferase 1. Bases 155 to 1435 code for a protein of 426 amino acids. Gene Ontology annotation, molecular function: glycylpeptide N-tetradecanoyltransferase activity. The record is from RefSeq and is a predicted model, not a curated record. Gene Ontology annotation, biological process: N-terminal peptidyl-glycine N-myristoylation. NCBI's taxonomy places the organism in Eukaryota, Viridiplantae, Streptophyta, Magnoliopsida, Poales, Poaceae. The transcript is spliced from 2 exons. Gene Ontology annotation, cellular component: cytoplasm.
AAAUAUUAACGCAUCUUUAUUGCUGGGGCUUUGCUACGCUUACGACGGCGAGUCAACCAAGAGAUCCGCCCCCUCGCGCUCCUCUCCCCCGCAUCGUCGCCUCUUCUCCCCACAAAUCCCCCAAACCCUACCGCCGAUCCGGGCCCGGAUCGCCAUGGCCGCCCCCAACAGCAAAGACGCCGCCAACGCCAGCGCCAGCGGCACCGCUGGCGAGGAGGACACCUCCAUCGAUGCGCACAUGACCCUCACCUCCAACCCCACCGCCCGCCGCCACAAGUUCUGGGAGACGCAGCCCGUGGACCAGUUCCGCGACGCCGCCGACACGUCGCUCCCUGACGGCGCCAUCGAGCCGCCCACGCUGCUCUCCGAGGUGCGCGCCGACCCCUACGUGCUGCCCGCCGCCUUCGAGUGGCUCACCUGCGACCUCGACGACGACGCGUUCCUCGCCGACCUCUACUCGCUGCUCGCCCACAACUACGUGGAGGACGACGAGAAUAUGUUCCGCUUUAACUACUCUCCGGGCUUCCUCCGCUGGGCGCUCAAGCCCCCGUCCUUCUUCCGCGCCUGGCACAUCGGCGUCCGCGCCAAGGAGUCCAAGAAGCUCGUCGCCUUCAUCUCGGGCGUCCCCGCGCGCAUCCGCGCCCGCGACGACAUCGUCCGCAUGGCAGAGAUCAACUUCCUCUGCGUCCACAAGAAGCUCCGAUCUAAGCGCCUCGCACCCGUGCUCAUCCGCGAGGUCACCCGCCGCGUCCAUCAGGAGAACAUCUGGCAGGCUGCAUACACCGCGGGGGUCGUCCUCCCGACCCCCAUCACCACCUGCCGCUACUGGCACCGAUCCCUCAACCCCAGGAAGCUCAUCGAUGUUGGGUUCUCUCGCCUUGGCCCGCGCAUGACCAUGAGCCGCACGGUCCGGCUCUACAAGCUUCCUGAUGCGCCGCUCACCCCUGGCUUCCGCAGGAUGGAGCUGCGGGAUGUUGCGGCGGUCACGCGGCUGCUGAGGGCCUACCUUGCGAGGUUUGUGGUGGCGCCGGACUUCGAUGAGGUGGAUGUGGAGCACUGGCUGCUGCCCCAGGAGGAUGUGGUGGACAGCUACCUUGUGGAGAGCCCUGAGACGCAUGAGGUCACGGAUUUCUGCAGCUUUUACACACUGCCUUCAUCGGUGCUGAACAAUGCUAUCUAUGCGACGCUCAAGGCUGCAUACUCGUACUACAAUGUUUCCACCAAGACUCCGCUGCAGCAGCUUAUGAACGACGCGCUGAUUGUUGCCAAGCAGAAGGACUAUGAUGUGUUCAAUGCUCUUGAUGUCAUGGAGAACGAGUCAUUCCUCAAGGAGCUCAAGUUUGGUCCGGGAGAUGGGCAGCUCCACUAUUACCUCUACAAUUACCGUAUCCGCAAUGGCAUCAAGCCAUCGGAGCUUGGUCUUGUGCUGCUAUAGGGCAGUCUAAUCAGGACAGUCCUCGGGUUACACCCUUUCUUCCGCAGCAGGUUGCUCACUGUGCUAUCCGGUGGUUUCUCAUUUAUUGCGGUAGUGAUUCUCCUUGAUAUGAUUGCCAUGGCCAUUCAUGGGAGUCUAAGAUGAUUUGCAAACGAGGAGACUGGAAUUAGGAAAUCCUUUUCAUAAUUUUAAGACUAUUGUUUUUUAUUAGUGGCAUUUGGUGUGUGUGGUUCAAAAUGUGUACGUUGGCACUGAGUUUACCAAGAAAUUUUGAUAGAACUCGUGUUAGUCAUU